This is a messenger RNA of Xenia sp. Carnegie-2017, 2280 nucleotides long. Its product is annotated as major facilitator superfamily domain-containing protein 6-like. Gene Ontology annotation, cellular component: membrane. The transcript has 2 exons. Bases 248 to 1918 code for a protein of 556 amino acids. The record is from RefSeq and is a predicted model, not a curated record. NCBI's taxonomy places the organism in Eukaryota, Metazoa, Cnidaria, Anthozoa, Malacalcyonacea, Xeniidae.
UGCGAGAAUACGCUGCAACUUUCAUGGUUCAUAACACUGGUUCUUAACGCCUGGAUGCGCAAAUGUGGGUGUAUAUGGUAAUAAUUACUUGUGAAAUGCAAAUUCUUUUGAGCAUGGUCGACGAAGCAUUGAGCAAUAUACUUAGGCAACGUAAAGACAUGUAGUGGUUGUUUCAAUCUGCCUUGUGGAAAUUUGGUUUGAAUUAUAAAAUCAAGAAGAACGCUGGAGUUGGACCUCGCGUUAAACCAUGUUCUCGAAGAAAGUUCGUGAAAUUCUAAACUGGACGCAUUAUAGAGUAUUUUAUUUCGUCUUUUAUUGUGGUUACAUACCGUUUCUUUUGUAUUUUCCUCUUUACCUCAAGCAUAUUGGUCUGAAUGCUUUCCAAGUUGGAAUAAUCAGUGGUGUUCGUCCUUUAUUCCAAGGACUUGCAACACCACUUUUGAUAUCAAUUAGUGAUAGACUUAACUCACGAAAAAUCUUGUUCAUCUGUUCGUCUGUUAUUGCUAUCCUCAAGAUCCUAGGUUUAUUUCUCUUCCUAAGGCCAUCCAAGCAACGUUGUGUGAUGAACAGUGUAAAAUACACAAAUAAUACACGAAUACAAGUGAAGCGUUCUUAUGUUAUUGAGCACAAGUUGAGCAAAAGGGCAGUCAUGCUUCGUUGGCCAAUGGACACAUGGCAAUCUGGUAAUCUGGCAGCAAGAACGGGAGAAGAUCGCAAAGACAACUACUUAGUCAAAACGUUGCAGAGUAUGGCUUUUAAAAAUCGCGAUACAAGAAACUUUCUUCAUAGUGCUGAAAACAAGAGAGGAAAUAAAACCUUUUCAGUUGAACAUAACUUAGUAAUAACCAAUUCUUCGAUAGCUAAUGCAACGACGAGAGAUGUAGUCGAGUAUACGGUGUCUAAUGAUGAGGAAGAAGUUGCGAUUUUGUUUUACAGCGCAUUAAUUGUUGCUUUAAUUUCUGAUAUGUUUGAUGCAGCUCUUUUUACAUUGGUUGAUCAUUCUUGUCUGAAAAAUAAAGGUCAAAACUAUGGUGUAACUCGACUUUCUGGAACGAUUGGCUGGGGGCUAAUGUCUCCAAUUGUUGCCAUUGUAAUACAUGAAAACCAACGCGAAGUCUGUGGAAAGAUGACUGAUGCAUAUCAUUAUAUUUUUAUCUUUGCUUUAGUCCUUUCUAACAUCUCGUUGCUCGUUGGUUCACAUCUAACACUGGAUGGAAAUUUUGCUAAUUAUAAAAUCAAGAAGAUUGGUAGUCCUCGAUCUAAUUUUCAAUACGGCAUACUACUCAUGAUUUUUUCAUUUACAGGAUUCUGUAAUGGUUUUUUGUUGUCUUUUGUCAAUUGGUUCAUUGACAGUCUAGGUGGAAAUGCGAUCAUCAUGGGCUUAGCCACAUGGUGCAAGAGUGUUACUGAUGUUCUUCUUUUUUUCCUCCUGAGAAAACUCGUAGAAUUUGCAGGCUUUUCUUCCAUAAUUAGCAUCGGUCUAGUUGGCCAUAUUGCAGUGUUUGUGGUGUACUAUUUGGUUUCCAACCCGUGGAUCGUAAUUGCCAUUGAAGUGUUUCACGCGUUAUUCUAUGGAUUUCUAGUUUCAACAUGUUCAUACAUUCUUGAUUUGUACAUACCAGCUGGGGCAGAUUUUCAAUUACAAACUGUACUUCAUGGUGUAUAUUGGGGUAUUGGAUCAGGUUUGGGAGCAUUUUUGUCAGGGUUGCACAUCUAUCAUAAGGGAUUCAAAGAGACUUUUAUCACAUUCACGUGGCUGACCACUUCAGUGGCUUUUCUUUACGUUACUGUUGAAUUGUUUACGUUAAUUACUGACAUGAAAAUCGAUCUAAAUGAUGAAAAAACUGAUCCACCGUCCACGGGCUCAGAUGCUGACGUAAGUAGCGAAGGUGGCAGUAGUGAAAUUGGUGAAGAUUGAUUACUGACUGUUUUUCUUUAAAUUUGUUAUUAAAUUUUUUUACAAAUUUUCAUUUAUUUGUCCAUUCCAAAUUAAUGGACCGGUCACUUACCAUCCAUGACAUUGGACACCACAACAUUUAUAGUAAUCUCCUUUUCGUCAAUGGAUGAAGUCUGUUGUAACGGAAGAAAAUUAUUGAGAAACAACUUAAUAAUGGACAUAAUAAUGACUCUUAUUAAAUAGCCCUUUGUAAUUUCCCUACAGGUUUUUUUUUUGUUUUUUAAACUUAGGAUUUUAGAGAUGAAUAAGACGAUAAACUUUCUGACUUUUGCACUUUAUCUUUCUGCUGUAUAAACUUUCUAAUUAUAGAAUUUUUCUCGGAA